AUGGCCUCCAAUCUCGACAAGACUCUCGCCAAUAUCCUCUCAUUACGCCUGUCUCAAGGCCGCCUUCGUCGCCUCACAAUUCCUUCUUCCAACUCUGUCGACUUUUCUUCAAACAGCUAUCUAUCACUUUCGUCUAAUCCGGCUGUCAAAGCUGCCUACCUGUCUUUCAUCCAGCCCUACCUGCAGUCAGCAGAUUCCGAAGCCGGCUUUGGUCUUGGAUCUGGAGGCUCUCGGCUAUUAGAUGGCAACUCAGCAUUUACAGAGGAUCUAGAAGAUCGAAUCGCCAAGUUUCACGGCGCGGAUGCAGGACUGUUGUUCAACUCUGGAUUUGAAGCCAACACAGGAUUAUUUGCCUGCGUGCCGCAAAAGGGAGAUGUCAUUGCUUACGACGAGUUGAUCCAUGCCAGUGUUCAUGAUGGCAUGAGACUCAGCAGAGCGCAAAGAAUCCCUUUUGCACACAACCAGGUCUAUGAAUGUUCUGCAGCAGCAUUGGAAACAUCAAUUGAGAAGAACAAGCUUCAAUGCCUCGAUUCUUUAUUGAGAAGCCUAUCAGAGGGCGCAGAAGGGGCUGAUGUGCGGAAUGGGAAGAAAAACAUCUUCAUAGCAGUUGAAGGAGUGUAUAGUAUGGAUGGAGAUGCAGCACCGCUAAAACACAUUGUUGAGUGCGUGGAAAAAAGACUGCCUCUCGGAAACGGCUACAUCAUUGUCGAUGAGGCGCACUCCACGGGAAUAUUUGGUUCUCAGGGAAGAGGACUCGUAUGCCAUCUUGGGCUUGAAAGCAGGAUAUGGGGCCGUGUGCACACCUUUGGCAAAGCCAUGGGAUGCUCUGGAGCCAUUGUGCUAUGUUCUUCAGUAACGAGAUCAUAUCUCAUCAACUAUGCCCGGAGCUUCAUCUAUACAACUGCCAUGGCCUUCCCUUCUCUCGCCAGCAUACGCACAACCUACGACUUCCUAGCACAGGGCCACGCCGAUCCUCUUCUUGAGCAUCUCCAGUCACUUAUCUUCCAUAUGCACAAUCUCCUCGCUGGUCUCAUUGAGCAGCAUCAUCCUUCACCAGAAUUAUUUCGCAUAAACUCAGAGACGCCACAGUCGCCAAUCCUACCACUGUUUACAAGCAGAGCAAGAAAUCUGGCGCAGUACUGCCAAGAGAGGGGCUUUACUGUGAGACCAAUUGUAGCACCAACAGUUCCAGCUGGGCAGGACAGAGUAAGAGUAUGCCUGCAUGCUGGAAACACCGUGGAAGAGGUGGAAGGGCUAUGCAAGGCGAUAGAAGAAUGGAUAAAAGGAGCCAUAAAGAGCAAGUUAUAG
Molecule: messenger RNA, 1308 nt
Organism: Trichoderma gamsii
Lineage: Eukaryota; Fungi; Ascomycota; Sordariomycetes; Hypocreales; Hypocreaceae
Product: aminotransferase class I and II
Exons: 2
Coding region: 1-1308 (435 amino acids)
Biological process (GO): biosynthetic process
Molecular function (GO): pyridoxal phosphate binding
Source: RefSeq, a predicted model, not a curated record